Molecule: messenger RNA, 2817 nt
Organism: Monosiga brevicollis MX1
Lineage: Eukaryota; Choanoflagellata; Craspedida; Salpingoecidae
Exons: 18
Coding region: 1-2817 (938 amino acids)
Biological process (GO): protein deubiquitination
Molecular function (GO): cysteine-type deubiquitinase activity
Source: RefSeq, a predicted model, not a curated record
AUGACGCUAUCCCCUCGCAAUGCAAAUCGCCUCGCUCUCGCGCUCUCUCUCUUCUUCUUCUCUUGCGAGAAAAAUGUCUCUCUCUCUCUCUCUCUCUCUCUGUGGUACCACAUUCACCGCGACGCCGGAUGUCCGCAGCAGGGUUGGAGCCCGCUGAUGCGCUACCUCGCCCCUCGAGCCGCUUUGCCGCUGCACAUGCUACUCGGCUUGGACCCGCGGCGACAACUGCCGCGCGCAUCCCGCAGCCAUCGUCUGAGUGAAAAUGGAUAUGGCGGUGUCAGCUUACCGGGCAUAGCCCUACCGGCCCGGCCGCCGGCCGCCCCGGCUGCGCGCCCGCCCACCUACCCACGACAGGACAGUUUGCCAUCCGUACACGUGGCCAGCAACCGCUCGCCUCUGCAGCGCCGUCGUGGCUUGCGCAAUCUGGGCAACACCUGCUAUAUGAAUGCCUGCUUGCAAUGCCUCUAUCAUUUGCCAGCCUUUCGACAAAGCGUGCUUGCGGCAAGCCCCUUGGGUGAUCGUCACGGGCUUCUCCAAGCUGUGCAGCGCACCUUCGAGCAGCUAGGCACCCCAAACCCGCAGGCGGUAGCCCCGUUUGCUUUGCAGCACGCUGCUGCACGCGCGAAUGACAUGUUUGUGGGCUAUGAGCAACAUGAUGCUGAAGAGCUCUUGCGCACAAUCCUGUUUGCACUCCAUGAUGCCACCAAGACGCCAUCUGCCACACCACCUGCUGGCCAAGCCCCCGUGCCGGUGAUGGUUGGCUUUGAGCAGCUACUGCGACGCCAUCGACAGCUUGAGCCAGGCCCCAUGCUUCCCCAUUUUGAAGGCUGGACCCGCUCGACCGUCACGUGUCGUUCCUGUGGCCAUCGAUCUGCCACCUUUGAACCGUUUGUUGAUCUUUCUUUGGACUUGCCCGCCUUGGCAUCUCCGCCUACCACUGAGGCUUGUUUGGCCUGCUACACUCAGCCUGAGGAUUUGGCGGGCGAUCAUCGUAUUCUCUGCGAUGCUUGCCACAAGAACCAGCCAGUCACAAAGCAGGUGGCCUUGGAGCUCCUACCACCCAUCUUGAUUGUGCAUUUCAAGCGCUUUCAACACACAGGGCAUGUCAGCCGAAAAUUAACCACCCCGGUCACUCUGACAGGGUCUGAGCUGAAUCUGGCGCCCUUUUUAUCUGGCUCGUUGUUUGGAGGUCAUUACACGGCACAGUGCCUGGAUCUGCGCACCAAUGCUUGGUGUGACUUCAAUGAUGCCACCGCUCGACUAUGUACCGCUCCAGCCACGUGUGUGUGUGUGUGUGUGUGUCUAGUGUUCUUUCUCUCUUCGCUUGCUUGCUCUCUCACAUUCCCACUGUGUGUGUGUGUGGGUGUGUGUGCGUGCUUGCUCACGGCUGUGGCAGCGGCUGGAGGUGCGGCAGGCGCCGUUGCUACGGCUGCAAACACGAGCAAGGUGUCGCCACCGCCCCCGCUGGUGCCGCGGGAAGGGUUGGCACGGCUGAUCCUACUAAAGCCGAAGCUUCUCGAGCCGGCUGCUACCGCUGCCAGCUCCCCCGCACCGCUCACACAGCAGAUCCUGACCGUACCAGCGACAGAGCUCAUUACCGACAUUCACAAAGAGCUGACCAGCACAAAGGCGCUAUCUAGCAAGCCAGCCGUGGUCACCAAUGCCGUGGCCAGCUGCUGGGCUCUCGUCACGCACCACCAACUGUCUUUUGAGGACCUCGAGGCCAACCUUAACUCUGGCGUGUUAGACUGGAUGCUCCGAGAUGUCCAAGCCCCCGAAUCUCCACCAAAACCGGAUGCAACCAUCCUACUGCAAGCGUACUUUCCAGCCCUACUUCGCCUCGACGCUCAGGGUUCAAGCUCCAAUACUGCAGCCGAUGAAGAGCUGAUAUCCCAGGCGCUAGAGUGUAUGCUAUGCAAACCACCUCCCGUGGUCAAACUGUAUCCCAAGUCUUCACCGGAAACUGAAGCAAUCAAACCGGCUGCACGCAUGGCCCUGCGACUCGCGCGGCAUCAUCUUAAGACGCACAACGAUGGCAAAGCCCGACACGUGGCACAAGCCAUACUCCCACACAUUGCAAAGAGCGCUGAAGGCCUGUUGUCAUCGUUUCAAGCCAUUAUGCGGGCAACACGAGAAUCAACGGAUCACAAAUCGGCCGAGUCUCCACACGUCGCUGCCCACACCACACCCAAGCGAGCAAAACAAGAACAGCUCGGGCAGGCAACGACGAUGACGCGCCAGAAGGGCCACAAAUUGUUUGAACAACCCCCUAAAGCCGGCCAAAUGGCGCCCCCAAAGCUUGUCAAUGGCGUGGGCGAGCGCCUGCUCUCGACAAUCGACGCCCAGCUCUGUUGCAACACGCCACCACUCAGGCAUGUUGGAUCCAUGAACUUGCCUCACAUCCUUAGGACCAACAGAACGAAGCAGCUGGCCCAGGAGCUGUUCGACGCUCUUCUGCAGCCUGCAACGCUGUUUUGGGCUUUGGUGGUGGCGCAGUACGUCUGGCCUAUUCCCUUCAAGCAGCUAGUAGACCUCAUGGGUCAGGUGGCGGGUACACCGUUUAGCACAGCAAGCUUUGUGUUGGAAUUUCAGACCCACGGAGUUUUGCUACGGUCAGGCACACUAGCCGAGCUGGUCCUGCACCAGUUUCCAGCUCUGCAGCAUUUUGAGCCUGCAAUGAACAUAUCCUCGCUCAGAGACACAGAGCUACUGGGCAGUGAAAAUGCAGCCUCGACGGCAGCACUUUACGAGCUGGAGGGUAUUGCUCAACAGCUACAGAAUAUUCUACAGGCGCAGACCAUGUUUGAUUUUCAGUAG